CCAGGCGAACGAGGGGCUUUUGGGGUACCGACCGCACACAUACAGCACGGAGCUCGGUAUAGUCUCCCAUCCUCCCCUCAUCUCCACAUUCUCUUAUAUUGGCCUCUGGGCAGUGCAAGCUUAGAGGAUCUUCUCGACUUCUUCUGCUGACUCCAUUGUUCUUACCUUCCCUCCUGUCGUCCGAGAAUUCACCCAAUGGACCCCUCCAAACCCGCAGUGUCAUCCACCUUGGGGGAAGCCAAGUACAUCGAGUUCCCCUGCGUGCCAGAGGGUACGAAGCAUGAAGAUGGUACCCCAGUUCUGAAUCGAUACUCGGCCACCAUCACCAGAGGCCAUGAUUUCCCUGGUGCGAAGGCAAUGCUCUACGCAGCGGGCAUCCCCGACCAUAAUGCCAUGACGAAAAGUCCCCAGGUUGGUGUUGCAUCCGUGUGGUGGGAAGGCAACCCAUGCAAUAUGCACUUGUUAGACCUGGCCAAGACUGUGAAGAAGGCGAUCACGGAUCAAGGCAUGAUUGGAUGGCAGUACAACACCAUUGGAGUAUCGGAUGCGAUUGGCAUGGGUAGUGAAGGCAUGCGUUUCUCCCUCCAGACUCGUGAAAUCAUCGCAGAUAGUGUUGAAUCUGUGACGUGCGCUCAAUAUCACGAUGCCUGCAUCGCGAUCCCUGGAUGCGACAAAAAUAUGCCUGGUGUGGUGAUGGGUAUGGCGAGACACAACCGGCCCUCGAUCAUGAUCUACGGCGGUACCAUUCAGGUCGGAUAUUCCAAUCUUCUACGAAAGCGUGUCAGCGUCUCAACGUGCUUUGAAGCUGCGGGUGCUUAUACCUAUGAUACCCUUCGUCAACCUAAUGACGGAGGUGAUACCAGCAAGAACAAGGAUGAAAUUAUGGAUGAUCUGGAGAGACAUGCCUGUCCCAGCGCGGGUGCUUGUGGUGGCAUGUUCACUGCCAACACCAUGGCGACGGCAAUUGAAUCCAUGGGACUUUCUCUGCCCGGAUCGUCUUCUACUCCCGCGUCUUCCCCAACAAAGAUGCGUGAGUGCGUCAAAGCAGCCGAAGCAAUCAAGAUCUGCAUGGAGAAGAAUAUCCGCCCUCGAGACUUGUUGACCAAGCGGUCUUUCGAAAAUGCCCUUGUCAUUACUAUGGCCCUGGGCGGAAGCACCAAUGGCGUGCUUCACUUCCUCGCCAUGGCCCGAACUGCCGGCGUGGAUCUUACUUUGGACGAUGUCCAGCGGGUCAGCAACAAGAUUCCUUUCAUUGCUGACCUGUCGCCCAGCGGAAAGUACUACAUGGCCGACCUCUACGAGAUUGGAGGCAUCCCGUCUGUGCAGAAACUUUUGAUCGCAGCUGGCCUGAUGGAUGGUGAUAUCCUGACAGUGACUGGCAAAACUCUGGCUGAGAACGUAGCGUCGCACCCAUCGCUGCCUGCCGACCAGGUCAUCAUCCGCCCCCUGAACAACCCCAUCAAGGCGAGUGGUCACCUUCAGAUCCUCCGAGGUAACCUUGCCCCCGGUGGUGCGGUUGCCAAGAUUACAGGUAAGGAAGGGCUUCGGUUCACAGGCAAGGCGCGCGUGUUUGACAAGGAGCAUCGACUCAACGAGGCAUUGAACCAGGGUAAGAUUCCUCACGGCGAGAACCUGGUCAUCAUUGUUCGUUACGAGGGUCCUAAGGGUGGGCCGGGAAUGCCGGAACAGCUGAAAGCCAGUGCUGCGCUCAUGGGAGCCAAGCUCACCAAUGUAGCGCUGAUCACAGACGGGCGAUACUCAGGCGCUAGCCACGGAUUCAUUGUGGGUCAUAUUGUCCCUGAAGCUGCUGCAGGAGGCCCGAUUGCUGUUGUCCGUGACGGGGAUGUGAUCACGAUUGAUGCCGAAACGAACACGAUCGCCAUGGACGUUUCGGAUGACGAGAUCCAGCAACGUCUGAGAGAGUGGAAGCCCCCGGCACCCCAUGUCACACGGGGUGUGUUGGCCAAGUAUGCCCGAUUGGUAGGAGAUGCCUCGAACGGGGCCAUGACGGAUCUAUUUUAGGCCUGGGUAAGAGGGCGAUAACAUAAAUUGGUGAAAAAAACCGAAUGUAUAUAAACUAAGCUACGUAGUAAUGUCCAAUGACGCAUCUGCCUUGUCAUACUACUACGGAAGCUGGAUCAAUGAGGGGUCCGAACAAGUUUAACAGGUG
Aspergillus sclerotioniger CBS 115572 is the source of this 2170-nucleotide messenger RNA. RefSeq names its product putative mitochondrial dihydroxy acid dehydratase (gene ilv3B). The transcript is spliced from 3 exons. Gene Ontology annotation, cellular component: mitochondrion. NCBI's taxonomy places the organism in Eukaryota, Fungi, Ascomycota, Eurotiomycetes, Eurotiales, Aspergillaceae. Gene Ontology annotation, biological process: branched-chain amino acid biosynthetic process. Bases 196 to 2022 code for a protein of 608 amino acids. Gene Ontology annotation, molecular function: dihydroxy-acid dehydratase activity. The record is from RefSeq and is a predicted model, not a curated record.